AUGGGCUUCGCGAGCUACUUCAAGGCUUCCACGCCAAAAGAGCCAGCCGCCAACGCCAACGCCAGCGCCAACGCCAGCAGCAGCAAAGGCAAAACCGCACAGCCCGCCAUGACGGAAAAGAACACCACCCGCAGGAGAUCGAUCCUGCCGGCCUCGACGCCGGGGCCCUCGUCCGCGGUCAAGGCCGCGGCCAAGCGCUUGUCCACGCUGAGCGCGCGGAAAGGGGACCGGACGCUCGUGCUCGACGAGAUACGGCACGAGGUCAUGGUCAAUUACCUCUACCAGCAGCAGUGCUCGCAUUUGUGGGUGGGCGAAGCCUCGGGAUUUGCAGAAGGCGUAUUGCUGAGGAAGGCGCGGGGUCACUACAUGGCGUGUCCGCCCGAACUAGGAACGUCGCCUUUCGCCGUGGCUUGCGCGGCGUUAAACGUACAGUGCGCAAUGACGGUCAAUUCCCGCGUCAUCAAGACAUUUCUCCAAUGGGCACCCGACGCCGUAGACGUGCCCCUCGCCAACGGCCUCCGCGUCCAAAUCCUACCCACGGUAGAAGACCUCCCGCGGGCGCGCAAGAACCAGUUCGCCGCGUUCCUGGCCGCCGAGGGCCUGCUGGUGGUGUGGGACGACGAGGCGCUGCACCUGGUGGACCGCGCGCAAUCGAUCGAGUCGGAGCUCAUGGACCUCGUGUGGAAGGUCGGCAACGAAGACGACGACGACGACGAUGACGACGGAGGGGGCGGCGGCGGCGGCGGCGGCAAGGGAGGCGGCGGCGGGAAAGGCGAAAAGGCGCGCGCGGCGGACCUGGACAUCGACGAGGAGAGCGGCAUGGAGAGGAGGCCCGUCAAGCUGCUCAACGCGGCGCUCGUGUCCAUGGCGCUCGUCAUCGUGGUGGUGUCGCUGGGCGCCGGGUGGCGGCAGCUCGCCAUCGAAGUCAGCGUGGACGGCAACUUUGCGCGCCUGGGCCUGCUCCUCCUGAGCCCCGUGCAGGUGUUUUUCACCAUGUUCUUCGCGCAGGUCAUCGUCGGGUGCAUCAUGCAAAUCUUUGGGCCCAUCCGCCAGCUCACGACCAACUCCAAGUUCUUCUCGGCCAAGCCGCCGCGCCGGCUGCAGACGCACGUGCUGCCCCACGUCACGGUGCAGUGCCCCGUAUACAAGGAGGGCCUCGGCGGCCUGCUCUCGCCCGACGAGCGGCAGGCGCGUAUCGACUUUUACGCGGAUCAUAGUAUCGGAUGGGUGGCGAGGCCGAAGCACGGCGAGAACGGGUUCCUCCGCCGCGGAAAGUUCAAGAAGGCGUCCAACAUGAACUUUGCCCUCAUGAUUUCGUGCAAGGUGGAGGAGAAGCUCGCCGCGAUCAACCGCCCUGCGGACUGGAACCAAAACGACGAGGCUAUUGCAUACGAAGAGGCCCUCAAGGAGGUUCUCGAGGAAGACGGCAGGGCCUGGGCCGACGGCAACAUUCGUGUCGGCGACUACAUCCUCAUCAGUAAUCGACUCCGACACCCGCGUCCCCGCCGACUGCCUCCUCGACGCCGUCUCGGAAAUGGAACAAUCCCCGACGUCGGCAUCAUGCAAUUCUCCUCGGGCGUGAUGCAAGUCGUGCACACCUACUUCGAGAACGGCAUCACCUUCUUCACCAACCUCAUCUACACCGCCAUCCGGUACACCGUGGCCAACGGCGACGUGGCCCCCUUUGUCGGCCACAACGCCAUGCUGCGCUGGAGCGCCAUCCAGCAGGUCAGCUACGUCGACGAGGACGGCUACGACAAGUUUUGGUCCGAGUCGCACGUGUCCGAGGAUUUCGACAUGAGCCUGCGGCUGCAGUGCAACGGCUACAUCAUCCGCCUUGCCGCCUGGGCCGGCGACGGCUUCAAGGAGGGCGUCUCGCUGACCGUCUACGACGAGCUCGCGCGCUGGGAAAAGUACGCCUACGGCUGCAACGAGCUGCUGUUUCACCCCAUGCGUACUUGGCUGUGGAGGGGCCCCUUUACGCCCCUCUUUCGGCGGUUCUUGUUUAGCAAUAUCCGCUUCACCUCCAAAAUUACCGUCAUCUCGUACAUUGGCACGUACUACGCCAUCGCCUCGGCUUGGAUCCUCACCGCGCUCAACUAUUUCCUCGUCGGCUUCUUCAAGGGCAUGCUCAGCAAGUUUUACCUACCCUCCUUCGAAGUCUGGUUCAGCUUAAUCGUCAUCUUUUCCGGCCUCGGCAACGUCGCUCUCGCCAUCAUGCGCUACCGCUCCGGCGAGAACUCUCUCGUGGGCGCCCUCAUCGAAAACUUCAAGUGGCUGCCCAUGCUCGUCAUCUUCCUCGGCGGGCUGAGCCUGCACCUGAGCCAGGCCCUCCUCUCGCACAUGUUCGAGAUCGACAUGACGUGGGGCGCCACGGCCAAGGAGCUCGACCAUCCAGGCAUUUUCAAAUUCUCCAUGAUUUUCUACCUCGCCUUCGUCGCCCUCAUGCCCAUCAUGGCCCUCGCUCCCUUUGUCCCCCACGAUUGGCGCAUCACCGACUUCGUCGCCAUCCUCCCUCAGGCCUCCAUUACCGUCUCAAGCUUGCUCCUUCCCAUCGCGCUAAACCCCGCGCUCAUGACGUUUUCCUUUUAA
Messenger RNA from Parascedosporium putredinis, 2592 nucleotides. Lineage: Eukaryota; Fungi; Ascomycota; Sordariomycetes; Microascales; Microascaceae. The record is from the annotation of a GenBank genome assembly.